This is a messenger RNA of Corythoichthys intestinalis (scribbled pipefish), 2898 nucleotides long. Its product is annotated as phospholipid phosphatase 1-like. Gene Ontology annotation, biological process: phospholipid dephosphorylation; signal transduction; phospholipid metabolic process. Gene Ontology annotation, molecular function: phosphatidate phosphatase activity. Lineage: Eukaryota; Metazoa; Chordata; Actinopteri; Syngnathiformes; Syngnathidae. The record is from RefSeq and is a predicted model, not a curated record. Bases 308 to 1195 code for a protein of 295 amino acids. The transcript has 7 exons. Gene Ontology annotation, cellular component: plasma membrane.
UGCUGCCUUCAGGGUCUAUCGACAAACCCAAAAAUGUGCUGAAUCUUUUUUCCGUCUCUUUGUUCGACGUUCCAAUUUGAUUUGGACACGGAACACUAAUUUUUAACCGUUAUAUUUCUCUCACGUAGUAUUUCUCACUAAGACAAUCUUUUCUGCGGCUUUCAAAUCCCGCGUAAGGACUAGCGGCCGUGAGUUACUGUUAUCUCCCGGCUGAACGCGAAAGCACCAUUAAUCACAGCAGUAACCGGGUUCUUGCUUGGUUUCUGUGGUAGCACACCUGGAAGUUCUCGUCAAACGCGGCCGUGGAAUGAUGCUCCGUCAUUUUUCACAAAAAGAAGACGCUAUGUUUGAAGUUUCUGGAAUCCCAUACAUCCUGUUGGACAUUACUUGUCUCAUUCUCGUGGGACUUCCCUUCGUCAUCCUCACUCCUCAGCACAGUCCGUUCAAGCGAGGCUUCUUCUGCGAUGACGAUUCCAUCCGCUACCCCCUCAAAGAGGACACAAUUUCCUACCAGCUCCUGGGGGGUGUCAUGAUCCCCUUCACGCUCAUUGUUAUCAUCUGUGGAGAGUGCCUUUCCAUCUACCUGACCCACAUUAAGAGCAAGAUGCUCACCCACAAGUAUGCAGUGUGCAUCUACAAGGCCGUGGGCUGCUACUUGUUUGGGGCUGCGGCCAACCAGUCACUGACGGACAUCGCCAAGUAUUCCGUCGGACGUCUGCGGCCGCACUUUCUGGCCGUGUGCAAGCCGCAGUGGGAUCGCAUCAACUGCAAAGCUGGAAGAUUUGUGGAAAAUUUCACCUGUUCUGGCGAGCAAUUUCUCGUGGAUGAAGCUAGGCUGUCAUUCUUUUCUGGCCAUUCAUCGUUCUCAAUGUACUGCAUGUUAUUUCUGGUUCUGUACAUCCAAGCCAGGCUUAAGGCCAAGUGGGCGAGGCUCCUGCGGCCCACUGUCCAGUUCUUCCUGUUCGCCACCGCUGUCUACGUUGGUCUGACCCGAGUGUCCGAUUAUAAGCACCACUGGAACGACGUGCUUGCCGGCCUCGUGAAUGGUGGCGCUGUGGCCUUCUUUACUGUGUUCUGCGUGUCCAACUUCUUCCAGCAGCCCAUCAAGACGGGCGUGUCCCAGGAGGAAGGAGGCCAACACACCAGUUUACAGCACAGCCCACCCCACUCCAACCACUAUGGCAGCACUGACUGAACCCUCCCAUCACAGAACCCCCCUAACUGCAGGAGAGAUUGAGUAGAGGGGCAGCAUAUGCACUUUACUGAGAUACGAGAACAUAAGAUUAAUGCUUGUUGUGACUGUGUUGCAUACAAGGAGUAACUUUUUACAACAGUGCGCACUAGGUGGACAUACAGCAUGUGUCACAGACGAAAGAAAUUCCAUUUGCUGCAAAUAUAAUGGGAGUCUUGUGCGCUCACUGCAAGCAGGCUUGUAAGGGAGAGCCUGGCACCUGUAAAAAACCUUCACUGUCCUUAAAGGAGGCGUACUGUACAUUCACCACUCACAAAAAGUUGCAGCUAUUUUGUUGAAGCUUCAGGAUGAACGUACAAUUCAUUCUAUUCUUUAACAAGGUAACUGUUAAUUUUUUUUAGACUAAGAUGAUACAUAACAAUUGAUUAACAAGGCUUCUAACAGCAUGUUGUUAGAGGGAAGUGGCCACUGAGCUGAUACUUUCUUAAUGUCAUCAGCAGGUUGCAACAGUGAGACCGGAAUAGAGGUGGAUGUAUUUGUUAAAAAAAAAAAAAAAAAAACAUCCUUCUUUCUUUUUAAAUGGUUUCAUGUCUUAAUCUUGUUUUUGAACUUUCUUUCAUAAUUUAAAACAGUUUCGGGGUAUCUUAAUGCAUGUAAUGCUAGCCCAGGUAUUUGUAAAUUUUCCCCACAGAAUCAGUUGCGGUAGUUACUCAAACAUUUAUAUUAAAAACACCCAUUAACAGCAAUGAACAUCCAGUCCAAUUUAACUGGGAGGGUUGGCAGCAAUUAUCCUCUCAUCCCGCUCCAUUUAGUAUGGAUUUUAUUAAAAUGUCAAAAAGGACCUCCACUGUGUGGACAAGAAAAAUGCAGCUCAUGAGAAGCGAACACUGAUAGCUGAUGCAUGUGUGUGUAACCAUGGAACUCACUGUUAACCUAUUAAUUUCACACUUGAUACAUAGACAAGCAUUCGUUGCCUAUAGAAACCAGUCAGAUUUUCUGAUAUGCUGACUUUAGUUUAGAACUAAGUCAGUGUAUUUACAGAUAUUUUUCUAUUCAUCAUUCAUUGCCUUUGAUUGUGGCUAUGCUGCUUUGAAAUGCUGUUAAAGGAUGGAUUGUCAUGUGUUUUACUUCAGUUUUAUAAAAACUUGUAUUAGAAAAAUAUUCCCAAUGAGGAAUGACCAACCUUUUUAGUUGUCUUCCAAAGAACAUAUUUUAUGUAUAAAUAAAAUAAUGAACCCGUUUAGUGUUAAAUAUUGCAAGCAUAUUUUGCUUAAUUUAUUUGUUUUAUUUUUAAAUCAAUUUUUAUACCUGGAUUUAAGCCAGCCAGAAAUGUCUCACAUAGUUUUGAAUUGCCCACAUGUCAUCGGUUCCUCUUCCUUGACGCUAUGCUGUUGAAAAUUUGAACAAUAAAACAACCAUUUUGCUACUAUGUCAUGAGAAGGGAUGUUUUCUUUGUAAUCAUGUUGCAUACGCUUGCAAGAGGUAGUAUAAUUUGUUUUCGUAUAACAAGUAUAUAAUAUACUAUAUAUUCAUGUAGCUAUAGUCAAGGCGUAGUGAAUUUCUAUUUCAAAUUGUGUUAGUCAUCUAGCAAAUAAAAUCACAGUAAAAUGAACAACUUCUGGAAUGUGCCAUUGAAAACUGAGUGUUAUGUUAGAAAAAAUAUUUACAGAGUAAAAGUCCCAACUAAGGUGAGUUAUCCUGCCGGA